CUUCCUGUGAGUAUUUAGCAUGGCUCGGCGCGCCGCACUAUGCCGAGCCCGCUCAAUGGAGGGCUCUGCCGUCUGCCCUGAUCCUCCUCCUGCGCCUGGAGCCCCCGCGCUGCCAGCCCAGCGGCCAAACGCCUGCGCCGAGGAGGCCACGGACGUGCUCCGGCAGCAGGCCGAGGCCCUCGAGGCCAUGGCGGACGCCGUCAAGGCCUUCCCCAGGCGGUGGGCGCGCAUGGAGCUGUCCACGAGCCAGCGUAAGACGCUCAUGCUGAGCAUCAAGGCCAGGCGGAAGCGCGCCGAGGACGGCGGCCAGCCCGCCUGAGCCCGCCGCGCGCGGCGCCCCGCAGGGUCCGGGGGGGGCGGGCCGCGCCACGAGCCGCGGCGGCGCCACGCCGCGAGAACUUCCUGGGGGGUCGUCAGGGCUCGAGCUCCUCCUCCCUUGUCUUCUUCCUCCUCCUCCAUGCUCCUUUCCCCUUCCGGUCUGGGUCAGGGGCUGCGGCCCGCAGUCUCCUGCGCGCUCGAGAGACCUGCGCGGCCCAGAGGCCUGGCCCAGUGGGAAGCGCCGUGCGCGCGCCCCGGGCAGCAGACGUGCGCAAAUAGUGCGCAAAAG
Prorocentrum cordatum is the source of this 607-nucleotide messenger RNA. Lineage: Eukaryota; Dinophyceae; Prorocentrales; Prorocentraceae. The record is from the annotation of a GenBank genome assembly.